Molecule: messenger RNA, 2672 nt
Organism: Scylla paramamosain (green mud crab)
Lineage: Eukaryota; Metazoa; Arthropoda; Malacostraca; Decapoda; Portunidae
Product: zinc finger protein ZFP2-like
Exons: 2
Coding region: 715-1956 (413 amino acids)
Biological process (GO): regulation of transcription by RNA polymerase II
Molecular function (GO): DNA-binding transcription factor activity; RNA polymerase II cis-regulatory region sequence-specific DNA binding
Source: RefSeq, a predicted model, not a curated record
UCUGGGGUGGCGGAUCUUCAGGUGAUCCCAUACUUUUAAUGAAGUAAACUUUUUUCUGCAUUUUUUAUAUCCACUCAGUUUUUAAUGCGUUCAUGUUGUUAGGUUAGGUUAGGCUAACCUAACCAAGUGAGAGAGUCUGGGGUGGCGGAUCUUCAGGUGAUCCCUGUGGGGUGGCGGAUCUUCAGGUGAUCCUCUGUUAUAUAUCGUUCCCAAGUAAAUUUUGUACGGUGUGGAUACUUUUUCCUUGUAGAUAACAAGCCAGAGUACGGUGUAGAUAUUUUCCGUGUGGGUAGCCAGCCUAAGUAGCGCCGCAAAGACAUCCAAGCGGAUUAGGGCACAGCCAGUGUAGAGUUAUAUGGAACAUGUUGCCUGAGGUUGUUGUAUCGUAUGCCGAAGUCUGUAAGCACAUGCUCAAGUGCAGUGGGAGUACAUCAUUCAUGAUGUAACGCCUCAGAACUAGACAUCACUUUAAAUAUGCAAGUCUGUCCACGAUAAUCACCCCCGCCAUAUUCUAUAUGAAUUCCAGAAUCACUAAACAAAUACAACAAGAAGAUAAAAAAAUACAAGAUAUUUUGAUCAAUAUUAACAAGCACUGAAACAUCAGAAUACCAAAAAAUAAAUAAAUAAAUUGAUAAAUAAAUAACUAGGCUCGUACUCUUAAGAUGGCGUCGUCCCCCUGGCGGCCAGCGGAGGAAACUCAUUCAAAAACAAAGCAUGGCGCCGAGGAGGAGACACCGCAGCGACUCUCCCAAAACUCCGGACAAUUUCGAGUACCUUAGGAGCCUCGGUGAAUUCAAAAAGACCAUCAGGCGCCGAGACACACUCAAGUCCUUCAAAUCCAGCAAGGUGCCAGGCAGAGUCCAGCCUGCACGCCCUGCUCACCGCCAACCAAUCUUGUCGUGUCCGGCUUCACCGAGGGUCCCUGCAGGACUGGCCGUGGCGUGUGCUGGCGGGAGUGGUGCUGCAGUGGAGGCCGUGGGGCGGGGCGGCAGCAUGAGUGGCCGGCAGGAGCAGCAGCAGCAGCAGUCAGCCUCAAGUGUGGGGAGGAGAAGGCGUGGUGGUAAGAAUCACCUGGAGACAGGCAGCUCUGUCCACAGAGGAGAGAGCAAGUUUGAGUGCCAGCAGUGUGACAGAACUUUUGUAUCUAGAGGUGGCCUGAAGUACCACUCUCUGACACACAGUGGUGUUAGAAAUUAUGAGUGUGAUGACUGUGGGAAGAAAUUUGCCCAAAAAUCUAACCUCACCACACACACCCUGACACACAGUGGUGUUAGAAAUUAUGAGUGUGAUGAGUGUGGGAAGAAAUUUACCCUAAAAUCGAACCUCACCACACACACCCUGACACACAGUGGUGUUAGAAAUUAUGAGUGUGAUGAGUGUGGGAAGAAAUUUACCCAAAAAUCUAACCUCACCACACACACCCUGACACACAGUGGUGUUAGAAAUUAUGAGUGUGAUGAGUGUGGCAAGAGAUUUACCCACAAGUCUUCCCUCACCGCACACACCCUGACACAUAGUGGUGUUAGAAAUUAUGAGUGUGAUGACUGUGGCAAGAAAUUUGUCCACAAGUCUUCCCUCACCGCACACACCCUGACACACAGUGGUGUUAGAAAUUAUGAGUGUGAUGACUGUGGGAAGAAAUUUACCCACAAGUCUUCCCUCACCGCACACACCCUGAUACACAGUGGUGUUAGAAAUUAUGAGUGUGAUGAGUGUGGCAAGAGAUUUGUCCACAAGUCUUCCCUCACCGCACACACCCUGACACACAGUGGUGUUAGAAAUUAUGAGUGUGAUGAGUGUGGCAAGAGAUUUCCUACAAUUUCUCGUCUGAAUGGUCACGCCUUCAGACACUCUGGGGUGAGGGAGUUUGAGUGUGAUGUUUGUGGCAAGUGGUUCAAGACAAAGGGUGAGAUUGCAGUGCACAUGAGGGUACACUUCCGAGGUGGUGUCUUGUAAUGCUACAGUUUAUACAAGUGUGUUUUAUCAUUUUUUUUAUUUACUUUUCUCACUAAGGAUUGCUUUUUUGUUGUGUUGAGGGAGCAGCAAGAGUUUGGAGGAUCAGACAAACAACAAGAGAUUCAACAAUUUGGCUUGUCUUCUAAUGUUAUAGUGUAAGCCAGUCUCUAUUUUGUCAUUUUCAGUUUGUGUUAAUACUUUUCCUUCAACAUACCUGCCUUCUCCCUCCCCUGUGACACCCUCUUCCCCAUCCCCCUCUCUUUAUAGCUCUACAUUUACAACAGCUGUGUGACCGCUGGUGUCUGGCUCGCUUGCCUCUGAACAGAAGCUGUGCAUAAUUACCUGAGAAACUGGAGUGUAAAUGAAAUGAUUAAUGUUGAAAGGUAUAAAGAGAGGGAAAAGAUUAAAAGACGUUAAGGAAAAUGAAAUGAUUAAUUGUGAGGAGUAUAAAGUGAGGGAAGAGAUGAAAAGAAGCUAGGAAAGAAAUUAAUUGUCAAAAGUGUAAAGAGAGAGAAAAGAUGAAAAAAAAAAAAGUUAAGAAAAAUGAUAUGAUUAUUUGUCAGAAGUAUAAAGACAGGGAAAAAUGUGUUAGUUAAUGAAGAAAAGUUAAAUAGUGAAAACAUUGUCAAAAAUAGAGAAACAAAAGGCAAAAUAAAUAGAUGAAUAAAAAUUAAACAGUGAAAAUGGUGCCCCCCCAAAAAAAAAAAAAAGAAAAA